Messenger RNA from Parastagonospora nodorum SN15, 249 nucleotides. RefSeq lists its product as hypothetical. The transcript has 2 exons. NCBI's taxonomy places the organism in Eukaryota, Fungi, Ascomycota, Dothideomycetes, Pleosporales, Phaeosphaeriaceae. The coding region runs from base 1 to 249 and encodes 82 amino acids. The record is from RefSeq and is a predicted model, not a curated record.
AUGACUACGACAGCAUGUCACGAUCCUCUGUCCGGCUCUCAAUACUAUUUCACCUCGAAGAAACGCUCGCUCCGCGCGGAUCUGCACAUCCAAAUUUUCAGGCAAGCCAACCGACACCUAUCGGAGAUUAUUUGCGCCCUCUUCUACACAGUUUACGCUAAUUCCUUGACGUGGCUAUGUCGUGUGCUCGUGAAAGACACGCUGUCGAAAUUAGACAUGGUCUUUACCCCCGGAGCUCUCAAAAUUUAA